This is a messenger RNA of Esox lucius (northern pike), 1762 nucleotides long. It is a transcript of the gene hsf2bp, whose product is annotated as heat shock transcription factor 2 binding protein. Bases 192 to 1196 code for a protein of 334 amino acids. The record is from RefSeq and is a predicted model, not a curated record. Gene Ontology annotation, cellular component: cytosol. NCBI's taxonomy places the organism in Eukaryota, Metazoa, Chordata, Actinopteri, Esociformes, Esocidae. The transcript has 8 exons.
UACUUUAACAGUAUGUAAAACAUGAAUAAUAAUAAUAGUUUGCGCAACCGAGUAGCUUUGCGGCAUAUUAUUGGCUAACAAAGCCAACGAACUAGCUAGCAAAAACAAGACUCAAAUAAGUGUCCUCACACGAGAAUGAUAGCUUCGUCAAAGUCCGGAAAAGGGACUUGGAGAGAUUGUCCACAGAGGUCAUGCAGCUCCGUGACUUCUUACCCAAAGUAAUGAACAGAGAUCUAAUUGAAAUGCUGCAGAAAGCCCGUUCUGCUGAGAAAAUGAAGGAACGCAUUGGUCAAGAGCAGGAACAGCUGAAAAUGGAGUGCCUGCACCUCCGCUCUCGCCUGGACGCAGCACAGAGCGAGUGUCAGAAAGAGAGAGAGUCUCACUCAUGGUGUCCUCAGGAGAAGCUGUUUCUGAGAGAGCAGCUCUGGGAGAGUCGGGAGCGCCUGCAGCAGCAGGCUGAGUUCUGCACGGAGCUCGGGGCGGCCUCCUGCACCCUGCUGUGGAGCGCCUCCGGCAAAGAGGAGGCUGUCAGAGACAUCCUGGUCGAAGGUAACCUUCAGUCCUUCCUGAGCAUGGCAGGCCAGAUACUGGAGAGCUAUGUCAAGUCUUUAGACGGGGAGGCCAGGGCCGAGCAGCAAGACUCCAACUCCCAUGAGCAGCAGUUUGUCCUGGCACUGGCCGGAGUUGUGACCAACGUGGCCGCUGUGACGUGUGGGCGGGAUUACCUGUCCGGCUCCGCCCAUGUCCUCCUUGACACCCUGAUUCAACUGCUGGAGCUCCUGAAGCCCGGAGUCUGCCCCAAACUCAAAGUCUUGAUGCUGAUGGCUCUGUAUAAUGUUAGUAUCAAUGUAAAGGGACUGAAAUAUAUCAGCGAGUUUCCAGGACUACCUUCACUUAUCUGGACCCUUUUGGCAGACGGGGACAAUGAGGUGUGCCUCCAUGCCCUGCGCCUGCUCCAGUCACUGCUCCUGGAUGAGGGGGCGGUGGCCCUGGUACCGCUGCUUGAUGACACCCUCCUCCCCUUGGAGCGCAUCCGCAUGCUGGCCACCUCCAGCCGCCACCCCGCCCUGAGGCAGACUGCCCGGGAAACACUGGAGGACCUGGGCUCCCUCCGUGCCUCCUGCCUGGAUCCCAUCGGCACCACCUUUGACCAAGUAAAAAAUACACUCAGCCCAAAGUCAAACACACAGCGCUAGCUGCUGCCCUUCACACUGUCUUGGUAAUGAUGCUCUCCCAAUGUAGAGUGAAUGUUUCUCUGAGGAGAGCUCUUUUAUUAUUUAGAUUUUUGGGAGGGGCAUUUUGAACUCUGAAAGCUUGUCCCAAACAUUUUCCCAGUUGAAGAGAUUAUGUAUAACUGUCAUGGGAGCUAGUUACGGGUACUGCGCUGAAAUUCCAACAGCAAGUGUGUCCCUUUCUCACUUAUCCCUUGGGGCUUGGGAGGUAGUUAAGUUGGUUCCUAUCCCACCACAUCAGAUUUUGUUGUCCAAUAUGACAGUACAUAAGGUCAUAACCCAUACAUAGUGCAUCCAUAAGCACUACAAAAUGCAUAUGUCAAUAUAACUGCUUAUAUAGUCCAAGCAUUACCUUCACCUGCCAUAUGUUCUAGAAAAGUAGUCUGUUUACCAUAUUUAGCAAUUGUUGGCUAGUUAUGUGUAUCUGUUUCUACCAGUUUAAAGACCUAAAUAGAAAAUAGUUUGCCUGGCUAUUUUGAGUGUCAUGUUAUAUCAGUUUUCCAGUAAAUGUUCAUCUAAAACAUUUCCAA